CACUCAUCGUUGCGGACCGGCCACUUCGCGUUGUCUUUGACGUUCGUUAUCGAUCCGUCACUCUCCUUAUGGAGUCACAAUAUCGCCGCUGUUGUUGUGGUUGUUAAACGGUAAUUACGUGUUGUAUACCUGUCAACCCAUACGGUUUACCCCGUAUUCUUAUAACAGGAGGAAUUGAGUUUUCAGUGCAAGGAGACGAUGGUGCACAGUUGAUCAUUGUGGGUGGCCAAGGAGAUGGAGUGGCCACUGGACCUGGCGAAUAUCCUCACCUCCUCGUCAGCCAAAGAGCGGGACAUCGAGGCAUUGCCGGUGAUCUCAGCCAGCGACCCAGAUGCUUCCUUCAUCUUCCAGCCACAACAGAUUAGUUUUGGAAAAGACAACCCGUUUUUUGAAGAUGGGGAUGUUUAUCGCCACAUGUACAUACGAGAUGCUCUAAGCAGCUAUGAAGAGGACAUUGAAUCGACCAAGGUGGAAGCUUUUGGAUGUCACAUAGCAGCCUGUGGGCAGGUGUUUGACACACUGGCAAGCUACGACCACCACUACAACGCAGCACACAGACACGUGUGUAUGACGUGCCACCGCUCGUUCCCCUGCGGCCAUCUGCUGGAGGUGCACAUCUCAGAGUGGCAUAACGUCCUCUUCGAUGUCAUGGCUCAACGGCAGAACAUGUACCGAUGCCUGGUGGAGAGCUGUGGAGAAAAAUUUGCGACGGCCAAGCACAGGAAGCAGCACCUCAUCAAGAUGCACAGCUACCCCUCCGACUUUCGCUUUGACCAACCUGCCAAAGGCCCCAAGCCCUCUAAAACAACUAAGCAAAUGCAGCCAAGCAAACAGGUAUCAGGGGUUCCAAGUGGCUGUGAAGGAAUGGACGAGAUUCCAGUUGAGUCCAUGGAUGUAUGUUCCGGUGGUGAUAGUGAGGUCUUAACCCCCAGCCCCGCCACCCGACACAACAGAGUACCUAAAACUAUCUGUUUUGGACAUGGCUCAGCGAGAACCUUCCAGAGAGGAAAGAAGAAGAGAUGAUUGCUGCCCUUAUGCCUUGGCAGUUUUCUCCAACAACACGCCUUGUUUAUAUUCUGUGUCCGUGUAUUUCCAGUGAUUUUAAGGAAUCAAUGUCAAUCAUGUUCUCAUACUUGCAGUUUGACAGCAUUUGUGUUAUUAAUAAAGGCCUGCAUUGAA
This is a messenger RNA of Lethenteron reissneri (Far Eastern brook lamprey), 1179 nucleotides long. RefSeq names its product zinc finger protein 511 (gene ZNF511). NCBI's taxonomy places the organism in Eukaryota, Metazoa, Chordata, Hyperoartia, Petromyzontiformes, Petromyzontidae. The record is from RefSeq and is a predicted model, not a curated record.